AUGUCAGUCCCGACUCUCAACUUGACCCUGCCGACGCCGUCGUCGUCGUCGUCAUCCGAGGCAGCAGCAACCAGAACGACUCCGACACCGCUCGGCGCGGACACGAUCACGAUCACACCCGCCGCCUCGACCAGCAGCGCCUCGACCACCCCGGGCAAAGGGACGCCGCUCCCCAUCUCCCCACUCAAACAGCUCAACGCGCAACAAGACGCACCCCCGAUCCGGCCCAAGCUCGAGAGCUGCUGGGAGCAACUGACCACGAACCCGACCCUGUUCGCCGAGCGCUCCAUACCCCAGCUGCACCGCUACUUCAACGAGCUCUUCUGCCUCACACCCAACCCCGACACGAUAGAGCAAGCCCUCGAUGCGCUCUCUGUGCAGGAUCUCCUCGGCGAGUACAAGGUGCGUCGCUCUCCGCCGUAGAGGCCGCAAUGAACGAACGAGACCAGACCAGACCAAACCAGACCAAACCAGACCAAACCAGACCAAACCAGACCGACCGUCCGAUUCUGGCUUUCUGGCUCGCUUCACAGGACAACAUCACCUACCUCUUCACCCAUGCGACCCGCACGCUCAGAGAGACUCAGACCGACCAUAUCACACGCUCCAACAUCACAGAGGUACGCGUUCACUCUUGGCCUCCUCUCCCUCGUGCCUCCCUCCCGCAUCACCCCCCUCCACGUCAUCGCUCCAUCUGCUGACGGUCUGGAGUGGCGCUUACCAUCGUUUGCCCCACGGACUACCUCACACAGACCCUUAUCCCCUUUCUACGCAACCUACUGUCGAGGCGCUACCACAACUUCAGCUACGAGACCAUCAACCUGCUCGCAGGCAGUCUGGCUCAUUCCGACACCGUCUUCACCGUAAGUCGAGCUCGACCUCAUCCACGAGCGACCUUUCCAGAAGCUGACCUUUUUUCUUUUGCGCGAUGCUUGUCCGUAGAACCUCGUCUCGGCGAUAGACCAUACGCUGCAGGACCGCAGCCUCGCCACACCCCUGCGCCACCGGACACUGCAACUCGCGCUCGUCCUCGUCGCCUCCAUAGACCAGGGCUCGAUUAACGCCUACUUUCUGCGCCGCGACCUCUUCUCGACCCUCGUGCAGUUCAUGACCGACGAUGCCACCUGCCAGUUCUCGUUCGAGAGCGCGCUCCUCUUGGGCCUCUUGGCCAACUACAGGCAGCACGAGGCGAGGAACCCUUACCGCGUUCGGAUAGAGGACAUGGUCGAAGAAACCGUCAUGGCCGUGAGUCAUGGACACGUUUUCGCAGAAUGUUCACACACCAACCGAGACAUGAUUUCCGCCCUCAGAGACUCAUCGAGGUCGUUCAGGUAGUGUGCCAGCAGGCUCGUGACUCGUAUACGCACAUCGUCGACGACGCCCCGGCCUCAUUCGUCGCAUCCAUCACCUCCCUCAUCUUUUCCUUCAAGGUGCCCGAGUUCUUCAAGCAGGGUCUUGUCUUCUCCUUGCCUCCACCACCUCCCUUGAACCGUGCGACAUCCAAAGCAUCCCUACGCUCAGAGUCUAGUACCACGCCCGCGGCAAAACCCAAAGCCGAUGGAAGGGCUUCAGUCGAGGCUGAGGUUGAAUCGAAACCGACGGAUGUCGCGACGAAGGACUCCCAGACCACCCCCGCGGCCACGCCGGACCUCGUCGUCUCCUCGGCUCCUUCGACUGCCAUCCCCAAGGAGAAGAAGGAAGAGAACCAAUUCAAGGCCAUGCCCAACGAAGUGCUCGUCAUCCUCCUGCCUUUCUUCGACCUCAUCCAUCUCAACAAGUCGUUUUGCGCUUUCGUGCUGGCCGACUCUCCUUCGGGCAAACGUAAGGCUCUCGCUCUGUGUUCUUCCACUGCUCGCUAUUGACGAUGCGAUCAUUCACAGCUUCGGCACUGCCUUCGACUCUGAUCUCGCUGUGUUCAUACGUCCUGUGCCACGCCUCCGUCUCGUCAAGGGCAAGAAGCUAUGCCCGGCUGUGCUUGUUGUUGAUGAUGGUGCUGGUGGAAGAGGGGGAAGGCAAGCUGUCGAAAGCGACAGAUGAGAUCUGGAUAUGUCGCCAAGUAAGUCUCGACGAUGCUGAUAGGGCUCGCUGCCUCUCGCUGACAGUCAUCCAAGGGACCUUGCAGCGCAUCCCCAUGCUCCCUCGAUCGACAGGAAAACGACCCGCCCUCGCCGCCAUGCUCGACUGUUGCGUCAUCUUCCUGCGCCAUAACCUGCGCAAGAAACUCGACGUCGAGACUUUCAUCGUCUGUCUUCGUCUGAUUCAACGGAUACUACAACAGCUGAAAACAGAACGCAUCCGCCUCGUUUACGACUGGGUCACCGUUUGGCGCUCGAUCCUCUCCCUAGCCGGGUUUGUUGUCUCACAGAUUGAAAUCCUGCGCCUCGUCUCGACGCAAAUCGACGAUCUCAUCUCACAGAUCUUUAUCCUCCUCUCCUAUGCCGCCUAUUGGGGAGAAACUCUCUUUCCUACGAGCGAGGGCUCGGCCCUGUUGUUCUAUGAGCUCUUGCACGCCGACGAGACUCUGAAGGCCUUGUCCGACCUCUUGGGCAUCUCGUCGAUCCCGCUCCCACCUUCCUCGUUCUCGGCCUCGAGCGAGGACGCGGGCAGUCGGAGAAGUUCGUCAUCGGUGUUUGCGAACCCGAGGACGUUGGCGGCCAUUCAGGCGACACCGCUGAUGAAGCCGUCACCAUUGAUGUUGGAUCCGACUACGUUCUUUGGAGGGUAUGCAACAGGCGAUAGCGGGUCCGGCAGUGGUUCGGGCUUGAAACCGCCCGGGCCUUCGAGCAAUGCUUCGACAACGGCGAGCGGGACCUCUGGUUCUUCAUCGACCGCAUCCAGCGCCGAACCGACCGAGGCGUCGCAGUCCCACCUAGCCAAAGGGUUCAUCGCAACCGAAUGCGUCUCGAACCUCCACCUCGCCCGCACGCACUUCAUCAACUCGAUCGAAGCCUUCAAACAAGGUCCCCUCUCACCCCUUGGUAAAGGCGAAGACCCGACCUUGGACCCGGAAACGAUCGUCGCUGUGAUCGAGGAUAACCUGGGUGGGUUGGAGUUGAUUGAGAGUAGUGCGAUGGGGGAUAUGAGGAAAGGGAUUGCGAAUAUGGGUGGGGUCGUGAGAACGAUACCGAGUGUUGGCGCGAUGGCGAAGGGGACGGGUACGACGGGGGUCGGUGCGAAUGGGGAGGAGGCGGAGUUGAGUGGCGCACCGGGUUGGGAGAGGAGCAUGAUGGUCGUGGUUUGUAAAGACGUUUUGUCGAUCCUGUGUCCCUGA
Microbotryum saponariae is the source of this 3271-nucleotide messenger RNA. Lineage: Eukaryota; Fungi; Basidiomycota; Microbotryomycetes; Microbotryales; Microbotryaceae. The record is from the annotation of a GenBank genome assembly.